UGUGAAGCUCGCGUGCGUUUUGUGCGCUAAUCACAGCUCCGCGCGCGCUCCGGUUUCCUGCUCAGGUUCACGGAUUUACUGAGGAUAAAAACGCAGAUGAGCAGGAGCAGGAUUGUCGGAUGAGUGGUGAGACAUCUCUCCUCAGACGACUGAGGGCUGAAACUACUUACAGGGCAGUUCAAUUCUCAUUGGCCCACUUGCACAUUAUAAUGAAUAUUUAAAAAAUUGUCCAACACCUCCUGCCAUUCCAGUGCUGAUAAAUCAGAUUUUUUGGAAUAAGGGGGAAGGACAUGACUCAUUGGCCAUGUGGGCUGCCAUGUUAACAGGCCUCUGUAGCCCCUUUCCCCUCAUCUGGUUAGUCCAGCUUUUAUUAUGGCCAUAUUUCAGUGGACCCCCGCUGGCUGAGGCAACUCCUCCAUGCCCUGCCCCCUGUAGCUGCUCCAAUCAGGCAAGUCGGGUGAUUUGUACGAGAAAGGGACUGGAUGAAGUCCCACAAAGUAUCUCAGUCAACACACGAUACCUCAACCUGCAGGAAAACUCUAUACAGAUGAUCAAAUCUGACACCUUUAAACACCUGAGUCACCUGGAGAUCCUUCAGCUUUCAAAGAAUCACAUUCGUCAGAUUGAAGUUGGGGCAUUUAAUGGCCUCCCAAACCUCAUCACACUUGAGCUUUUCGAUAAUCGUCUGCCAUUGGUCCCAUCACAAGCAUUCGAAUAUCUCAGUAAACUGCGUGAACUCUGGCUGCGAAAUAAUCCAAUAGAAACUCUCCCAGCCUAUGCUUUCCAUCGCGUACCUUCUCUCCGACGUCUGGACCUCGGUGAACUCCGAAAGCUUAGUUUCAUCUCAGAAGCAGCCUUUGAAGGACUAGUAAACCUCCGCUUCCUGAAUUUGGGAAUGUGUGGAUUGAAAGAUGUUCCAAACUUGACGCCACUUGUGAAACUAGAGGAACUUGAACUUUCUGGGAACCAGCUAGGUGUAGUCCGUCCAGGAUCAUUCCAAGGUCUUGUUUCGCUGCGCAAGUUGUGGCUUAUGCACUCACGCAUCUCGCUAAUUGAACGCAAUGCUUUUGAUGAUCUGAAGAAUCUAGAGGAACUUAAUCUUUCCCACAAUUCUUUGCAUUCACUGCCGCAUGACCUUUUUACCCCACUGCAGCAACUUGAAAGGGUUCACCUGAACCACAAUCCAUGGGUUUGUAACUGUGAUGUUCUCUGGCUCAGUUGGUGGUUGAAAGAGACUGUACCAGAUAACUCCACAUGCUGUGCCCGCUGCCAUGCUCCACCUGGCACCAAAGGACGCUACAUUGGAGACCUGGAUCAGAGAGACUUCACUUGCUAUGCCCCUGUGAUCGUGGAGCCUCCAACUGACCUGAAUGUGACUGAGGGAAUGGCAGCAGAGCUGAAAUGCCGAACUGGAACAUCCAUGACCUCUGUGAACUGGUUGACCCCUAAUGGAACCCUGAUGACCCAUGGUGCUUACAAAGUACGAAUCUCAGUGUUACAUGAUGGCACCCUGAACUUCACUAAUGUCACCAUGCAGGAUACUGGGCCAUACACUUGCAUGGUGACUAACUCUGCUGGAAACACCACGGCUACCGCUGUCCUCAAUGUGUCUGCCUCCGAUCCUGGCAAUGGAUACAGUUAUUUUACAACAGUCACUGUGGAAACCGUGGAAACAGGGCAGGAAGUUCAUGACUCUGCUCGGCAAUUUGUCAAUGAGACCUUUAUCGGUUAUCUAGGCCCAACAGCAUCAUCAGGCUCAACGGGACCUUCUGGAUCGGUACCAUCUUCCCUGUCACCCCAUGUUACUCGAGCUCCAGAGCGCCCUUUCACAGUCUCCAUCACUGAUGUUGCUAAUCUUUCAGGACUUGAGGAUGUAAUGAAGACAACAAAGAUUAUAAUUGGCUGCUUUGUAGCCAUCACUUUUAUGGCUGCUGUGAUGCUUGUGGUUUUCUAUAAACUGAGGAAGCAGCACCAGCUGCACAAGCAUCAUGGUCCUGCCCGUACCAUUGAGAUCAUCAAUGUUGAGGAUGAAAUGGGGCCAGCAGGGGGUGCCAGUGGCAUUGCAGGUGGCUCUACCCUUCACUCCGGGGCAGGCCCAGGAACUGGGGGAGGACCUGGAACAAAUCUUCGAAUCCACGACCCUGAAAUUAUCACACUGCCCAACAUUGGGCGCUCAGAUCAUGUUAAUCACUACUACAAAUCACACCACUUUAACAACAACAUCCUGGGACUUAACAUGGGAGUGGGCCAAACUGGCAACAAGACAAGCCCCUCAUCUAAAAAACAGGCCUCAUCCACCAAUCAGACAGCCACAUCUGUCGACUCAACUACUGCUGGAUCUGUCUCUCCACCAUUACCUAUUCCAAUCCCAAUGACGAUGACUUUCCAUGGAACACUGAAGAGCUUAAGCCACACCCCCAGCUCUCAAAAUGAGCCUCUGCUGUUGUCCAAUGGGUCCAAGGAGAGUGUUCAGGAGACACAGAUAUAAAUACACUCACA
Tachysurus vachellii is the source of this 2499-nucleotide messenger RNA. It is a transcript of the gene lrrc4bb, whose product is annotated as leucine rich repeat containing 4Bb. Lineage: Eukaryota; Metazoa; Chordata; Actinopteri; Siluriformes; Bagridae. The coding region runs from base 305 to 2488 and encodes 727 amino acids. The record is from RefSeq and is a predicted model, not a curated record. The transcript is spliced from 3 exons. Gene Ontology annotation, cellular component: plasma membrane. Gene Ontology annotation, molecular function: protein binding.